UGGCUAACCCCUCCCUCGAUCAAGGGAAGCCCCGAUGUGAAUGGUCUCCCGUCGGUGUCGUCAGCUGUGGCCGCCGUGACUGAUGCCCUGGAUACGCCCCUGACAGCCAGCUGGCGCUCUCAAGGUCACGGAACGAUCGACCGCGGCGGCGGCGGCGGUGCGCAGGCGGCCGGAGCCAGUCGGCGGCGACCGGUGACGGGUGUGGUCCACGGCAGAUCGGGCGGCGUCUGCGUAAAGUGCGUGUAGAAGCUCGGCGCGUGUCCACGUGGUCGGCCAGAAUGCACGGAGGACCGGGCCCGGCGUACAGCGGCGGCGGAGGCGGAGGCUACAGCGGACCGCCGCCCACCGUCGGGGGGAUGUUCGGUGGCGGUGGCGGCGGCGGCGGGCCGCGGUUCGGCAGCGGAGGUCUGCGCAGCGCCUGCAGAGAGGUGGCCGACAGUCCGGCGUGCCGCCGUCUGCUGCAGCUCGCGCUGGGAGCGGCCGCCGUCGGCAUCGGCGUCAAGCUGUACACCCAGUACCGGCGCCGUCAGCGGCGCGCGCAAUGGGCGCAGCAGGGCAAGGACGUGGUGGUGCUGCACACGUACCCGCGCGGCACCACCGUGCCCAACAUAUCGCCGUUCGCCCUCAAGAUCGAGACCUACUGCCGCAUGGCCGGCAUCGCUUAUGUCAUCGACACGGAGGAGCCCAUGGGCGGCAAGCUGAUGAGUCCCUGGAUCACCAUCAACGGCGAGGAGAUCAACGACUCCGAGCUGAUCCUAGACUACCUCGAGAAGCACUUCAACAAGCCCGUGGCGGCGACGGAGAAGCUGACGCCCGCCCAGCGCGCCGUCGGCCGCAUCACGCAGGUGAUGCUGGACGAGCACACCAUGGGCCUGAUAGCCAUGAAGCGCUACGUCAUCGACAACAUGGAGUACAUGGCCACCAUCCUGCCGGCGCAGCUGAAGAAGAUGGUCAUCAUCUACAAGCUCUUCUUCUCCGGCGUCAUCAAGAAGCGGAUGUGGCUGAAGGGCGUGGGCCGGUUCACCGAGCCCGAAGUGCUGUUCUUCCUGUACCGUGACCUGCAGGCGCUGGCCGACACCCUCGGCAAGCAGCCCUACCUGCUGGGCAACGAGCCCACCACCUACGACGCGGCGGCGUUCUCGCUGCUGGCGCAGGCGCUGUGCGCCACCGCGCCCGAGGUCGAGGUCCAGGUGCGCCAGAAGCACGACAACCUCUGCCAGUACUUUGACCGUAUGAAGUCCAAGUUCUGGUCCGACUGGGACCAGGUGCUGGCGCAGUAGACGGAGGAGCUGCCGGCGGUAGCAUCUGACUGAGUGCCUGUGAGUGCGAGCUGCGGGGCGGAUGGUGGGAGGGAGCGGCGCGUGACUGGAGGCGGUGCCCGGCCGGCCGGCUGGGCCGCCGCUGAGUGACCGAGCAGCCACCCGGCUGCCUCGGAGGAUGGUGUACUUAGACACUGUACUGGACAGAUAGCCCCUCGGGCGGUGUCGUCUCGACGCUAAAGGACUGCAAUGGUGAAUACAUGUGUAUGUGAGGAGCGAGCACUACGUCCCUAAAAUUACUCUGCUCCGGCGAAUAUACCAGAAAACACGCCAAUA
Messenger RNA from Amphibalanus amphitrite, 1595 nucleotides. Its product is annotated as failed axon connections homolog. Gene Ontology annotation, cellular component: cytoplasm. NCBI's taxonomy places the organism in Eukaryota, Metazoa, Arthropoda, Thecostraca, Balanomorpha, Balanidae. The transcript has a single exon. The record is from RefSeq and is a predicted model, not a curated record. The coding region runs from base 279 to 1280 and encodes 333 amino acids.